AUGUCAACAUUACGGUACCGCCCUUGGCAGGCCCUGCAGGCUAUCCAGAACGCAACAGCCCUUUCUCAAGCUUCUCGUACAAGGAUCGGCUCCUGCCAGUCCUCCCACCUCAUCACCAAGCGCGCCAUUACCUACAGCUCGACGCGGUCCCAAACCUCAGCCAACAACAACGGCGCAACCAGCCAAACCCCCCGAACUCCCUCCUCAGCAGCUUCCUCUCCUUCAUCCUCUUCUACGCAAGCAUCCCGUGUCGCCGCACCGACUCCUAAUCGUACGACGACAGAUAACAUCUCCAAGAGCGGCCUUGCCGAUAAACCACUCGAGCUCGAGGUUGCCCCAGAGGAGAAAAUCGACUGGACACGCUCAUUCCACGGUCUUUCUGCAGAACCUUUCCCCAAGGAAGCGGCCGAUAUCUUAUUGGCUGAGACUCCUCCUGAGGAAGUAGAGAUUAAGCCGGAUGGAAUCGUCUACCUCCCCGAGAUCAAGUACCGCCGUAUCCUGAACAAGGCCUUUGGUCCGGGUGGAUGGGGUCUUGUCCCACGCAGUGAGAGCAUUGUUACGCCGAAGACUGUGACGAGGGAGUAUGCGCUUGUUUGCAAUGGCCGACUUGUCUCUGUCGCCCGCGGGGAACAAGAUUACUUCUCACCCGAUGGCAUUCCCACGGCUACCGAGGGAUGUCGGUCCAAUGCGCUGGUGCGAUGCUGCAAGGACCUUGGCAUUGCGAGUGAACUCUGGGAUCCGCGCUGGAUCCGGAAGUACAAGGCUAAGUAUGCGCGUGAGGUCUUUGUCGAGCAUGUCGUCAACAAGAAGAAGUCGAAGAUUUGGAUUCGUAAGGAUGAUCCCGUGGGGUAUCCUUGGAAGGAGAGUGGGAGGUAA
Molecule: messenger RNA, 876 nt
Organism: Penicillium brasilianum
Lineage: Eukaryota; Fungi; Ascomycota; Eurotiomycetes; Eurotiales; Aspergillaceae
Source: the annotation of a GenBank genome assembly